AUGUUCAAACGUCAACUGUUAAAUAUAAAAUCGCGAGCAAUUUUUCAAUCUUGACACUGAAUUUAUCUAAGAUACAAUAUGAGUGGUAUUAGGGGUGCCCAUGAGUCCUGGGGUUCUUAUCGGACAACUAUUGUUUUUUUGUUAGACGCGCAUGUUUGAAAUUUCAACCUGUUUUUAAUCUAUUUAAGUCAUGUAGGACUGAGGUGCAAACAUACAUGUAAAAAUUACAUGACUAACAUGUUCAAAUAUCCCCAGUGGCCGGUCUUGAACUUUUUGUCCCGGUCCCCACACCCCACCCCACCCCCACGCACAUACACACACUCCCAAAGUAUGUAGUCUUGAAUUUUUAUCCGCUAAAUAAAUUCCAAGAUUUGCCUGUAAGGCAGAAUUUCUGAUCAAUUGUGUUGUUUUAUUGCUUUGAAAUCUCAUGAAUGUUUGGCUUGUGCAAGUUUAUUAUCUUGAAUGUCUGCAUUAUGGAUAGUUAGAAUGUUUGCCAGCAAAAUUUAUCAAACGGGCCCGAACAUGGGCCCUUAAUAGAGGCCAUUUUUAUAAGACAUUAUUUAUGGGGACAAAACAUCAAGACCAACCCUAAAUAUUUUAGGGCGAAAGUUCCACUUCUAAUCCUACACAGCACAUCACAAUGGAACGUCGUUCAUGCAAACUGUAUGUUUGUGAGGAAAUUAUAACCAACAUAUUGAAUCGUUUGCCUUCGAAAUCGCUAGCAAGGUUUAAAUGCAUAUCAAAGGAUUGGCGAAAGUACAUUGCUGAAAUUUACCGUUGUCGUCUUCAGUGGCCUAAACCAUACCAACUCGGCUUCUUUUGCGUAGAGAAACGUUUGAAAAGUCGUUUCUUCUUCUCGUCGAAGGAGUCAUCACUUGUAAUCGGUACUAGUUUGGAUGAAUCAAUUAGUUUUAUCGGGGAGAGAGUGUAUGUUGUUGCUUCUUCAGAUGGUUUUCUACUAUGCAAUAAGCUUAAAAGCCGGCAGAGGAUUUAUUACGUUUAUAAUCCAGCCACAAGGCAACGUUUGGAUGUCCCUAAAACUCAAAUUCUUAUGGAUGAUCCAUAUGUUGGAUUUACGGUCAAGGAGACAGAUGGCUCUGUCUCCUUUACUAUAGUUCGCUAUGGAGUACAUCAGCCUUAUUUUCAUGACCUCCACUACAGUGUAACAAUUGAAAGUUUCUCUUCAGAAACAAAUAUUUGGACUGCAACUCUUGAUGCACCUAUUCGAUUUUAUCCUUCUAGGGAUGAGACUUCGUCAUCAUCAGCUUGUGCAGUCGAUGAAGUUUUCUGUUGGCUUUGUAAUGAAGCACACUGGGUGACUGUUUAUGAUAGUGUAAAAAAGUGUUUUUGGACUUUGGGAUUACCUGACCAGAUGUGGUUUUCUCGCGGUUCUGGUUGUCUUGGAUUAUCUGGUGGGGAACUCUGUUUUGCAUCGAAUAGUGGUACAACCAUCUCGUGUUGGCGACUCAACAAUUUUCCUAGUCGAGAUGCAGUCUGGGUUUGGAAGUAUAAUAUAGAUGUUGCUACUGUAGUUCAGAAAUGUCGAGAGGAUUUUGGACUUGGAGGAGGCAAUGCUCUUGGUUUUAAGGUUCGGAACAUGGUUUUUCAUCUUGCUCUUCCGGACAUCUUGUAUUUGCAAAUAAGAAGCAAGGUUAUUUCUUAUAACGUGAAAACGAGUACUGCAGAACUUGUGCAUGAAUUUGGAGAAGCUUGGCGGAAGACAGUACACUACAAGUUGUUUUCCUAUGAGUGGCCUCAAUGGCCGCCUCUCCAGUAGACCACCAACAGACUUGUAGGUUGCAAAAAUCUCAGAAAAGGGGGUAACAAUUUCUCGACAAUACUCAUUGAAGACUUUUUGGAACUUCUCCGCUUUCCAUAUCCAACUGUUGGUGCCGAGGGUUCAUAGUAAUAACUGACUGCUGCAUUGGCUAGGUUUGAUGAAGGAACUAUACAGGUAUCGUGCGUUCCAGAUUUUAGAAUUCGCUGUGUCUUCACGGAAGCGAUGUUUGACAGAACCUGUAUAAUUUGAGGUGUCUAUGGUAUUUCUAGGCUUUUUGCUUGUGUAAACUAUAAAGACAUGCCGCCUUAUGCUUCGCUUUUUCUUCCAAAUUUUAUACUGUGUUGUGAUAUAUUGCAUAGCCUACAAUUUAUUUCUUA
Capsicum annuum is the source of this 2157-nucleotide messenger RNA. Its product is annotated as F-box protein At3g26010-like. The record is from RefSeq and is a predicted model, not a curated record. Gene Ontology annotation, molecular function: protein binding. The transcript is spliced from 2 exons. Lineage: Eukaryota; Viridiplantae; Streptophyta; Magnoliopsida; Solanales; Solanaceae. Bases 641 to 1777 code for a protein of 378 amino acids.